AUGUUGAAAGUACAAUUUAUCCUGAUGUUUAUUUGUGCACAAAUAUUUCUCAUUAAUUGUUAUACAUUAAGUCAUAUUCAAAGACCAUUUUGGUCUGAAUCCGAAGGUGAACCAAGCGAAGAAUUACUUUCGAAACUUUUACAUUCUGAAGCAUUCUUAAAUGAAGCAAAUCCAUCAAUGGGUCCAUCGGCUGUUGGUCUUCUUGAUCAAGCUGAUGGUCAUGCACGUAGUUUCCAAAAACGAGGACGACAAUGUUUAUGGAAAGUAUGUAGUUGGGCACUUGACAAGCGUUCAUUGCAUUCAUCAGGACCAUCAUCAUCAAAUUCAAUUGAUGCAUUAUCCAAACUAUUGUACUAG
Molecule: messenger RNA, 357 nt
Organism: Adineta steineri
Lineage: Eukaryota; Metazoa; Rotifera; Eurotatoria; Adinetida; Adinetidae
Source: the annotation of a GenBank genome assembly